Messenger RNA from Scleropages formosus (Asian bonytongue), 1384 nucleotides. It is a transcript of the gene gch2, whose product is annotated as GTP cyclohydrolase 2. The transcript has 6 exons. Gene Ontology annotation, molecular function: zinc ion binding; GTP cyclohydrolase I activity; GTP binding. NCBI's taxonomy places the organism in Eukaryota, Metazoa, Chordata, Actinopteri, Osteoglossiformes, Osteoglossidae. Bases 242 to 940 code for a protein of 232 amino acids. The record is from RefSeq and is a predicted model, not a curated record. Gene Ontology annotation, cellular component: cytoplasm. Gene Ontology annotation, biological process: tetrahydrobiopterin biosynthetic process; tetrahydrofolate biosynthetic process.
GUCCACCUGAAGAAGUUUGCAAGAUAGUCUUAAUACCUGCCAAAGAUCACUUGAAAAACAUCUGAAAACCUUCUGCGUAUGUAAAUCCCAUAUUGAAGACCAUCCGAAGUCUGAAGACCACGCUGAAGAGCAUCCGAAAGUGUGCCUGAAGACUUUCUGAACUAGUCCAUCUCAAGAUCAUCCUGAAGACCAUCUGAAGACCACCUGCGGACCAGGCGAUCAGCCCACCCCACCAACACAGAUGGAGUACCAGAGGGCGGUGGAUCUGAUGAGCACCGUGAAGGUCUCCUACGGAGACAUCUCCGCGGAGGUGAAGAAGUCCGCUCUGCAGGACCUCCAGGACCACCAGGAGCAGUCGCGCAAACUCUCUGAGGACGAGUCCAACCUGCCGGCGCUCCAGGCGGCGUACCGCACCAUCCUGCGCGGGCUCGGCGAGGACACGGAGCGCCAGGGGCUCGCGCGCACGCCUCUGCGCGCCGCGCGCGCCAUGCAGUUCCUCACCAAGGGCUACCACGAGAGCGUGUUCGACACCCUCAAUGAUGCCAUCUUCGACGAAGACCAUGAUGAGAUGGUGAUCGUCAAAGACACUGACAUGUUCUCCCUGUGUGAACAUCACUUGGUGCCUUUUUAUGGCAAGGUUCACAUUGGAUACCUGCCCAGAAAAAAGGUGGUUGGUUUGAGCAAACUAGCCAGGAUUGUUGAGAUCUACAGCCGCCGGCUACAAGUCCAGGAGAGGUUGUCAAAGCAAAUCGCCGUCGCAAUCUUUGAAGCUCUACAGCCGGAAGGCGUAGCAGUGGUCAUCGAGGCCACGCACAUGUGUAUGGUGAUGCGUGGCGUGCAGAAGAUUAACAGCCGCACAGUCACCAGUACCAUGCUGGGGGUGUUCCGCGAAGACCCCAAGACCCGCGAGGAGUUCCUCUCCCUCAUCAAGAGCAGCUAGAAAGAAUCCUACAUCACUGAUUUUGAGAAAUGCAGGCCAGAAUUCCAUGUCUUCACUGCCACUGAGCUCACUAUUGUUUUAGUCCUGAGGGAUAAGGGCUCCCUGUAAUGUUGAACAUACAGACAACCACAUGCAUGCAGCUGGGUAGAUAACUUGAAGAAUGCCAGAAGUGCUAACUCAACACCUAACUUAACCUUAAAUCCGACUGCUUUAACAGAACAGCUGAGCAUUAGAUGUAGGAAUUGCCCUGGAGGCGGAGCUACAUAAAAUCAUAUGUAAGACAGUGGAAAAUCAUGUGCAGAACACAGCUAGUGCCUUGAAUAUGUUCAUACCUGGGAAGGUGCCGCCCCCCCCCCCCCAAAAUGAUCCAUCUCCUCCUGCACUGUCUUCUGUGCAGAAACACUUCACACAGAAAGACUCUAUGCAAGACAUUGUCACUUUGGA